CUAGGUUCACAUCUGUGCGGGUGGUGCCGCCGUGAAUCCGCACAAAAAUCCGUGCAGCCACACCACCCACACAGAGAAAUGUGGACCUGCAGGCGGGUGCCAUUAAUUCUAAUGGCACACCGCCCGCACUGGAAAACGAAACCGUACUGGGAACCGAGGUUCCCGUGUGGGCUGCGUUUUCCAAAGAAGUGCAGGGACUUCUUCCCUGCGUGUCACGGGCACGGGAUACCAAUCAAAUGAAUUGGUUCUCGUGCCCAGGCGGACUGACCACUUGGAAACUC
Messenger RNA from Staurois parvus, 281 nucleotides. NCBI's taxonomy places the organism in Eukaryota, Metazoa, Chordata, Amphibia, Anura, Ranidae. The record is from the annotation of a GenBank genome assembly.